UUGAUGACGGCCUCUGGUGCAUCCAUUCUCACCACCACCGCAGCCGACGACACCACCGCCGCCGCCACAACCACUGCAGCCGGCGGUUGACGACAACCGGCGGGUCAGCGUACACCGCGGGCGGUAUGUCCACGGUGCUGCAACAACCGCCGUCCGGAGGAGCCUCACAAUCGUCGCUGCUGCCGCACCUGCACCCGCACGGCCACCACGGCCAUCAUUUGCACCACAGGCCAGCGGCCGAACUACAGGCUGCAGCCCACAACCCGGAUGUCCUGCUCGCACUGCUAGCCCGAAACAAGGCUCUGGAAGCUAGUAUACCAAAGUGUGGUGGCUGUCAAGAAUUAAUACUAGACAGAUUUAUAUUAAAAGUAUUGGAACGCACUUGGCACGCUCGCUGCUUAAAGUGUAACGAGUGUGGAGCUACACUAGCCGACAAGUGUUUUGCCAGAAACGGAAUGCUGUUUUGUAAAGACGACUUCUUUAAAAGGUACGGGACAAAAUGCGCCGGUUGCGAUUUGGGAAUCCCGCCCACACAGAUAGUUCGGAGGGCACAAGAUCUCGUCUACCACCUACAAUGUUUUGCAUGUGUUAUGUGUGGGCGUACAUUGAAUACUGGGGAUGAAUUUUAUUUGAUGGAAGAUCGGAAAUUAGUAUGCAAACCUGAUUACGAAGCAGCGAAAACUAAAGAAGGUGGAUGCCUAGACGGAGAUCAACCAAAUAAACGUCCAAGAACGACUAUUACAGCUAAACAGUUGGAGACAUUAAAAAUGGCAUACAAUAACAGUCCAAAACCAGCUAGACAUGUCAGAGAGCAACUAAGUCAAGACACUGGAUUAGACAUGAGGGUAGUCCAAGUUUGGUUUCAAAACAGACGUGCAAAAGAAAAAAGACUUAAAAAAGACGCUGGAAGAUCACGCUGGAGUCAAUAUUUCAGAACAAUGAAAGGUUCAAUCUCGCCUCGAAACGACAAAGACGACCUUAAGGUUGAUCUUGAUUCGAACUUCAGUCAUUCACACGACUUAGAAAGCAAUGACAGUUAUGGUACCAGCACGUUAACCAUUGACCAAGAACAUAGCUCUCCAUUACCUGGGAGUCUUCACCAUAAGUUUUUGCCCGGAAACUCUUCACCAUCUUCACAUCAAUACAUGUCAUCACCCACACAACACGUUACCACGUUUGCAGCAGAUAAUGGUUACAUUACAGUAGGUCCUGCGCAUUCUGCGCCAUCAGAACUAAGCGACAACAGUAGCACACAUGGUUUUGCAGAUUUCCCACCAAGUCCAGAUUCAUGGCUGGGAGAAACACCACACAGAUAUUAAAAAUAUAUUAUCAUUAACUAAAAUAAUGUAUUACGAAGUACAAAUCAAAAAUGCUCUUUUAACCUACCAAGGGCUAUAACAAACAUACUGACUGGGUGAGAGCAUUGUAAUUUUUAUAUUUGUUAUUAAUUAUUUGUGAUGUUCUAUUCAUUUACCUAUUACAUAAUAGUUUCUUUUAUUGAUGUGUUUAAACUUUGAUACCAAUAUUUUUAAUUAUUUUGUUUCAGGAGAACCAAGUUUUUAAAAUGUUUAAUGAUUAUUUUAUUUCCUGUGUUUGUGUGACAUGUGUAUCAUUAGUUCGCGCAACAGUUUUUAUGGUAUUUCAUUAGGUUUUCGCCAAGUGUUUAGAUGUAGAUAUUUUUUUUCUUUUUGAUCUCGAAUUUAUAUUCAAUUAAAUGUUAUCUUCAAAUAAAUCAAAAUAAUUUUUACAGGCUAUGUAAUUUUG
Molecule: messenger RNA, 1764 nt
Organism: Myzus persicae (green peach aphid)
Lineage: Eukaryota; Metazoa; Arthropoda; Insecta; Hemiptera; Aphididae
Gene: Lim3
Product: LIM/homeobox protein Lhx3
Exons: 7
Coding region: 126-1319 (397 amino acids)
Biological process (GO): neuron differentiation; regulation of transcription by RNA polymerase II
Cellular component (GO): nucleus
Molecular function (GO): RNA polymerase II transcription regulatory region sequence-specific DNA binding; DNA-binding transcription factor activity, RNA polymerase II-specific
Source: RefSeq, a predicted model, not a curated record